Molecule: messenger RNA, 1124 nt
Organism: Vespa mandarinia (Asian giant hornet)
Lineage: Eukaryota; Metazoa; Arthropoda; Insecta; Hymenoptera; Vespidae
Product: phospholipase A2 isozymes PA3A/PA3B/PA5
Biological process (GO): arachidonate secretion; phospholipid metabolic process
Molecular function (GO): A2-type glycerophospholipase activity
Source: RefSeq, a predicted model, not a curated record
ACGUGCGAUAUGUGCUGUUCACGAAUAUUAGUAUCCUGACGUUCGAACGUACGGAUCAGUCCGUUAGCAACCGCUGAAGAGUGACUAACAGAAAUUUUUCGUGCUCUUGCGGAAGGAAAAUAAUUUCGAAGUGGACAACUUGAUUUAUUGAAGUUAACAUGUUGACCUCAUUGUUCUUCUGGACUUUUUCGAUUCUAUGGAUUCAGAAUACAAUGGCAAGCGUCCUUGUUGCCGAUACAACGAUGUCCAAAAUGGUAGAAUUAAAUGCCGGCGAACCAAUAUGUUCUAUUUACAAUGAUCGUGGUAUCAUUCAGAAAAUGAUAUUUGGUGCAGAUCCGAAAAAAGUUCGACAUAUGCCAAGCAAUCUCGUUGCCGAUCUCGAAGAGACUUGUUUGACUUUUAAGAAUCAAACGCCAGCAGUUGGAUUGGUAUAUCCUGGAACGAAAUGGUGCGGACCAGGAAACCAUGCAACAUCUUACGAUGAUUUAGGUCAUCAUACGGCAGAAGAUGCAUGUUGCAGGGAACACGAUCAUUGUCCAAUAACGUUAAAACCGCAAAAAUGUAUCCAUAGUAUAUGUAACUAUUCACCUAUCAUACGUAUGCAUUGUGACUGUGACGCAAAGUUUCGAAGAUGUUUACAAAAUCUUAAUACUGAGGUUGCCAACACUAUCGGUGCACUUUACUUCAAUAUUAUACAAGUAAUUUGUUUGAAGGAAAGACGACCGUGCUCAGAAUGGCAAAGAUCCUACGAGAAAUGUAUUCCGUAUUGGAAAGAACUGGCGAGUUACGAGCCGUUAAAUUUUGACAAGCAUAAGGAAAUUGGAAAAAGUGAUAAGUUUUUAUACCAGACACCACUUUCAAAGCUCAUCAGGGAUUUUCUUGCUGGGUUACAAGAUAUCCAGAAGAAUUUCUUGAAUUAUUUUCAAGAUCAUUGAAGAGUGACAUUUAAUAGAAAAAUGGUUAUGCCGAAGCGGUGUCAAAUAGAUUAUGCUCGGAGUACAAAUUUCGGCCAAGUGAUAAAUACGUGCCAUUGAUGCCACUGAAUAUGAAUAUAUGAAUACAGCGAAAGAACAAUUCGAGUGAUGGUGGUGGUGGUGAUGGUGGUGGUUAAAGAAAGAAAGAAA